This is a messenger RNA of Batrachochytrium dendrobatidis JAM81, 682 nucleotides long. RefSeq lists its product as uncharacterized. The coding region runs from base 11 to 592 and encodes 193 amino acids. The record is from RefSeq and is a predicted model, not a curated record. The transcript has a single exon. NCBI's taxonomy places the organism in Eukaryota, Fungi, Chytridiomycota, Chytridiomycetes, Rhizophydiales.
UUCCACCGUCAUGACCCCAGCUUUAUUGAAACUCGAUGCCAAUACCAUUUUCCUUCCAUCUACAUCAGAUGUGGAUGCUCAAGUUUUGAUUCCCUUGUUGAAUGCAACACUAGAGCCUACAUCUCCACGACGAUUUCAAACUGCUUUUAUUGAAGCACCUACUGUACCCACAACAUCAGAGGAAGCAGCGUUUGGUCAAAAGUGUCUUGACACGGCGUUUAGUUAUUAUGAGGACAAGUGGAUGGACACACACGAAGGCUGUUUAGAAUCUUGUGAUGCACACUACAAUGACCUACCGCCUAUCAGAUCAAACACGUCGAACGCAGUCAUCGCGAAUGACUUGCGUCGUGAUCAUUCCUUUUGCUACUUUGAUCGCAACCAUGUUCUUCAUCAUCGAUCUCAUGCCUUUCAACAUCACAACAACGAAAAGAUUGAAACCCAAUCCGAACGCGCAGUGGAAUGGAUCAAUACAGUUGCUGAAGUAGCUGUGGGUGUGGUGGACAGUAUGCAUUGUAUUGCAGAAUGUCUAGACGAUAUGAGCAGUUCGGUUCAAAAGCUUUGGACUGCUUUCAAGUAUGUCCCGUUUGGAUAGAAUAGCCAAAAUGAGGCUACCCUUUUGCAUAGUUUAGUAUCUUUGAUUUUACCCUCAAUUUGACCCAUUAAACAUUAUAUUUGGUCAUGC